AUGGUAUACAUCUUACAGCUGGCCUUGGCAGAUGUGUUUCCGGAUCAGUAUGUGAAGUCCUUAUUAGCAGCCGAUAAGGAUCACCAGCUGUAUGUGGAUGCCUUUCAGAAUCAUGACACUGGAACUGAAGUCACUGAGGAAGGUGUGAAGAUUCAAAGUCCAGGCAUCCUUGUGUCCACCACUGGGGUCAUUGGGACUGGCUAUACCUGUACUCAUGCCUUCCGGGCCGUCCUCUUUGAGCCUGACUAUCUGGAAGGUGUCGAAGACCAGGCGUUUGCGCGGAUUUGCUGA
This is a messenger RNA of Aspergillus novofumigatus IBT 16806, 291 nucleotides long. RefSeq lists its product as uncharacterized. The transcript is spliced from 2 exons. The record is from RefSeq and is a predicted model, not a curated record. NCBI's taxonomy places the organism in Eukaryota, Fungi, Ascomycota, Eurotiomycetes, Eurotiales, Aspergillaceae. Bases 1 to 291 code for a protein of 96 amino acids.